UGCUCUUCCACCACACAACAUCAUGAUUUAAAUAUUUCGAUGUCCCAGCCAUGGCGCCCAUUCGCAGAUAUCUAAGAAUCACGAAAUAUUCGGUCCUAGAAUGUCGGAUUUACCUUGAUAAUCCUGCAUUAGCAGAGAGCUGGCUACUCAACUCUAGGAAUCCCAUUCUGCCUCACGUCAUUGAGAGUGUUCGACCUCUAGUUCUGCCCAAGCUCCGUGAAGAGAAUGAGCGCAGCAAGAAAAGCGGCAAGAAGAAAGGAGUAAAAGAUGUCGUCGUUGAAGAGGAUUUCGAGGUCUCUAUCUUCUUGACCGAAACGAGUACGCGGCACUCUCUCCUUUCGAAGCAGAAGCAUUUCCGCGACAAAGGCAAGAAGACCUUGCAGUCAAAUUCUUCCAAGCUUACAGGGGACACGAACGAUACGGCGAUCGAAGUUGAAGAUGCACCGAUCAUUAGGAGGGAGGAUAGUGAUGAGGAUGAGCCUAACCUAGAGGAUUUGCCGGCUGCAGAAGACGAGGGAUCAGACAGUGAUGGCUUGUUUGUUGACGAAGAUGCUGGGCAACGAAGAUCCAAACGGCCAAGAGCUACAACAAAUGACUCAACCUCUACAGUCUCUCUAGGCUCUGAGCCCUCGACGAAACGGCGGAGAGAUGGCCAAGAGGAAAUAUCUGCCGAGGACGGAGAUGACAAGAAGAAAAUGGCAAUGGAUACAACGUAUGAUGGGUUUGCGAUCUACGGCCGCGUCCUCUGCUUGGUGGUCAAACGGAAAGACAAGAAGGGAAAGGGACCCGCAUCCCUAGGCAAUGGACAAGCCACCAUGGAGAAUUGGAUCACGUCAACACAAAUGCCGCCCCAAGACGACGAAGUGUCUUGAAGAUGAAGAUGCGGGAGAAUAGAUCUCGGCGUGGUCUGCCUGAGACAUGCUAUGGCUAUGGCUAUGAUGAGGUGAUAUCAAAGGUGGGGAACACGCGUCGAGGGGUCUCAACAUCCCACUAUCGAGUUCACCAUGGCAUCUUUCCAAAAUAGCCAUCUGAGAUCAGCAUGUUUUAUGGCUCGACGAUCACUCAAUCUACAUCUUGCGACGGAGCAUGGUGCAAGCAUUCGAGGCACGCGUGAUGUUGCUCCCCUUCGGUCCU
Messenger RNA from Mollisia scopiformis, 1134 nucleotides. RefSeq lists its product as uncharacterized. Lineage: Eukaryota; Fungi; Ascomycota; Leotiomycetes; Helotiales; Mollisiaceae. The record is from RefSeq and is a predicted model, not a curated record. Bases 51 to 872 code for a protein of 273 amino acids. The transcript is spliced from 2 exons.